AUGGCAUCCUUGGCCAAUUUGUUACUAUUUCUUCUCUUUCUCGGCACUUUCUCUCCUACAACCAUAUUCUGCUUUGUGAAUCCAGCUCCUGCAAAAGUACAUGAGAGUGCCACGAAAACCUCUCCCUAUCAUACUUAUAUUGUGAUCGUCGGGCCACUGCCCACAAAUAUUGAUGAAGAUGGACACCGUCGGUGGUACGAGUCUUUCUUGCCGAGCUUGCAUGCUGGUGACUCGGGCAAGCCACGUCUUAUCCACUCCUAUACCAAGGUGUUCAGCGGCUUUGCUGCAAAGCUUGCUGAUAGGGAGCUUGAUAUUGUUGCCAAGAAGCCAGGAUUCAUCCGUGCAUUUCGGGACCGGAGGCGACAACUCAUGACCACACACACACCGGAGUUUCUCGGACUUAGGAACAACACAGGGUUCUGGAGGGACGCUGGAUAUGGGAAGGGAGUCAUUGUCGGGUUGCUUGACACCGGCAUCUAUCCACUACACCCUUCCUUCGACGAUCACGGCAUCCCACCACCGCCGACAAAGUGGAAGGGCACAUGCAAGGCAGCGCGAUGCAACAACAAGCUCAUAGGUGCCCGGUCACUCGUUGGAGGCGAAGACUCCGGCGACAAAGUGGGGCAUGGGACGCACACAUCAUCCACUGCAGCCGGGAACUUCAUUAGUGGUGCGUCGUACCAUGGCCUGGGAGCGGGCAUCGCAGCUGGAAUUGCUGCGGGUGCCCACAUCGCCAUGUACAAGGUGUGUACUGCUAGUGGUUGCGACGAGUCCACCAUACUGGCUGGACUCGACACGGCCAUCAAGGAUGGGGUGGACGUGCUCUCGAUCUCACUUGACACAGGGUCCCUAAGCAUUGAUUAUGAUCCCGUCGCAGUUGGCACAUUUAGCGCGGUAUCCAGAGGCAUCGUUGUGGUUUGCGCGGCCGGCAACGAUGGCCCCGUGGCCGGUUCAGUCACCAACGAUGCGCCAUGGCUACUCACAGUCGCUGCCGGCUCGGUGGACCGAAGCUUCCGUUCUUCCAUUCAUCUCAGUAAUGGCAAGCGUAUUGAUGGCGAAGCACUGACGCAGGUGACGAAAUCAAGCUCAAGUGUCUACCCUCUCCACUAUGAAAAGAAACGACUAGACUGCAACUAUAAUGAUCUCGAUAACAACACCAUCUCCGGAAAGAUUGUGGUUUGUGCUGAAAUGGGCCCGGAUGUUCAUCCCAACAUUCAUCACAUAAUGGACGCCGGAGCAGCUGGUGUAGUGCUCUCUUGCUAUGAAGGGUACACUACUGUUCUUCGGAAUUUCAACUCUAGUGUGGUGCAGGUGACUCCAGUUGAUGGGGAAGUCCUCGAGACAUCGGCGGCCACCUCCAUGGGUGCCACUCUCACAUACAACAACACAUUGAUUGGUGUCCAGCCUUCCCCCGUCGUGGCAUCGUUCUCUUCCCGAGGUCCUAGCCCUAACACCAUGGGUGUGCUCAAGCCGGACAUAUUGGCACCUGGACUCAACAUUCUCGCUGCAUGGCCACCAAACACAGAGUCUGGACAAGGGCCUUCCAACAUCAUAUCCGGCACAUCCAUGGCAACACCACACAUUAGUGGCAUCGCGGCCCUUAUCAAGAGCUUGCAUCCUGACUGGUCUCCAGCGGCCAUCAAGUCAGCCAUCUUGACGACGGCGGAUGCUGUGAACAAGACUGGUGGCUCUAUCCUGGACGAGAAUCACAAGAAUGCAAGCCUCUAUGCCAUAGGAUCUGGCCAUGUGAACCCUGCGAAAGCUGCUGACCCUGGCCUUGUGUAUGACCUCGACAUCAUCGACUACGCCGGCUACAUAUGUUGGCUCUUAGGCGACAAAGGAUUGGCAACCAUCGUGCAUAACUCGAGCUUGACAUGCCCAAAGCUAUCCAAGGUCAAGGGCAUUGAACUCAACUACCCGACCAUAAUGGUGCCACUGACAUCGACGCCCUUCACCGUGAACAGGACGGUAACAAACGUUGGGCCAGAAACAUCAACGUACACGGCAAAGGUGGAAGCGCCCAAGUCACUAAACAUACAGGUCACCCCGGACAAGCUGGUGUUCUCCAAGUCUGGCGAGAAGAAAAUGUUUAGUAUUUCGGUGAGCAGAAAACUUGGUAGAGGAGAACGCAUAGAGGGAAGCUCUAGCAUGGGACACAUAGAGGGAAGCUUGAGCUGGGUGUCUAGAAAGCAUGUUGUGAGGAGUCCGAUUGCUGCUUCGACGCUUCUGUCACCAUAA
Lolium rigidum is the source of this 2238-nucleotide messenger RNA. RefSeq names its product subtilisin-like protease. Gene Ontology annotation, biological process: proteolysis. Gene Ontology annotation, molecular function: serine-type endopeptidase activity. NCBI's taxonomy places the organism in Eukaryota, Viridiplantae, Streptophyta, Magnoliopsida, Poales, Poaceae. The record is from RefSeq and is a predicted model, not a curated record. The transcript has a single exon. Bases 1 to 2238 code for a protein of 745 amino acids.